Messenger RNA from Oncorhynchus gorbuscha (pink salmon), 5696 nucleotides. Its product is annotated as non-muscle caldesmon-like. The transcript is spliced from 17 exons. The record is from RefSeq and is a predicted model, not a curated record. Gene Ontology annotation, molecular function: actin binding; myosin binding; calmodulin binding. Gene Ontology annotation, cellular component: actin cytoskeleton. The coding region runs from base 271 to 2502 and encodes 743 amino acids. Gene Ontology annotation, biological process: angiogenesis; actin filament bundle assembly; muscle contraction. NCBI's taxonomy places the organism in Eukaryota, Metazoa, Chordata, Actinopteri, Salmoniformes, Salmonidae.
GUCUGAGCAAGAGAGAGAGAGGGAAGAGACAGGCUUUGCCUUUUCUGGUAGUUAUAGUUGCUGAAAGAGCAAGCAGGAAUUCUUUGUGCUGUAGCAGAGAGAGCUGAGAUAUAAACCAGACUGUGGAGUUGAUAUACUGAGAGAGGAGGGAGUGCUGCCCAUGGACUAAACCUAAGCGUCCGCUACUCACUACAGCUAAGGUGUGACAACUAAGAGCUCUGAUGUAAGAAAAGCAGGGUCUGAACACAGAAGAAACUCUCCCAGGCCACCAUGGAUGACGACUUUGACCAGCGCAUGGAAUUGAGGAGGCAGAGGCGUGAGCAAAUGCGUCUAGACGCAGAGAAGGGCUUCAGCACAACUGAUGAUGAUGAGGAGGCGGCUCGCGAGCGUAGGAGAAACGCUCGUGAGGAACGAAUGAAAAAGGCGGAGAUGGAGGAGUCUAGCAGCAGCACCGUGACAACAGAGGUCAACAACACUCACAGUGUGACAGAGACAGAGUCCUCCUCCACCGGUGCAGAGGUGAGCUCCUCAGCAGGUGAUGGGGAUGACGUGGUACUCCUGGACCGCCUGGCCAAGCGGGAGGAACGCAGACAGAAGAGGUUGAAAGAGGCACUAGAUAGACAGAAGGAGUUCGACCCUACCAUCACCGAUGGUAAUGAGAACAGCCAGGAGGAGCCCUUCCCUAGCGGGCGCCACCGAGGCACAGAGGAGGAGAAGGAGGAGAAACCAGCCCAGGAGGAAGUAACCACCAACUCCUGGAGUAGAGAGGAGGAGAAGGAGGUGAAAGAAGAGGAGGCGACGCCAAAGGAGGAAGAGACUGAACCCGUCACAGAGCCUGAGAGAGCUGAGGAGGUGGAGGAAGAGAAGAAAGAGGAAGACAUUGAAGAAACACAAAUAGUACAAGAGAAAUGUAUUGAAUUUGUUGUACCCGCUGCACCACUACAAGAGUGCGGGUUUGAAAUAUCAAUUAUGCCCAAGAUGGCAGUAGAGGAUAAAUCUGUUGAUGAGAUCUCUAAGAAAGAAGAGGAAGAAAAACAGAAAAAAGAGUUGGAAGAAAAAGAGGCUGCAGCAAAACUCAAGAAAGAGGCUGAGGAAAAGGUUGAAAAAGAAAGGAAAGAAGCUGAAGAGAAAGCUGCAAAACUUAAAAAAGAAGAGGAAGAGAAAGCUGCAAAACUUAAAAAAGAAGAGGAAGAGAAAGCUGCAAAACUUAAAAAAGAAGAGGAAAAAGCUGCAAAAUUGAAGAAAGAAGAAGAAAAAAAUGCACAACUCAAGAAAGAGGCUGAAGAAAAAGAAAAGGCUGUAAACCUGAAGAGAGAGGCUGAAGAAAAAGAAAAAGCUGCAAAACUCAACGAAGAAAAAGCUGCAAAAAUCAAGAAAGGAGAAGAAGAAGAAAAAGCUGCAAAACUCAAGAAAGAAGCUGAAGAGAAAGCUGCAAAACUCAAGAAAGAAGCUGAAGAGAAAGCUGAAAAACUCAAGAAAGAAGCUGAAGAGAAAGCUAAACAAUCAAAGCAAGCAGAGGGAAAAAAUCAAGUUGAGGAGGAAAAGUCCAAAAAGCGGGAGGCUACGAAGGUGGAGUUGGAGAAACCGAAGUUAAGAUCAGUGAGGAAAGACGAAAAGGAGUCCUCCCUCUCCAAGCAGCAGAACGGCGGAGUGGCGCGCUCCGCCGAGGACCAGGAGCGCCUGGAGGCGGAGCGUAAGCUGGAGGAGCUGAAGCGGCGUCGUGACGAGGCGGACAGCGAGGAGUUUGAGAAGAUGAAGCAGAAACAGCACGAGUCUGAGGCCGAGCUGGAGGAGCUGAAGAAGAAGAGGGAGGGGAGGAAGAAGGUCAUUGAGGAGGAAGAGAAGCAGAAGAAGGCAGAGCUGGCUGAAAAGAAGGCCAAGGAGCAGGAGGAGAGGAAGAGGUUGAAGGAAGAGAUAGAGCAAAGAAGAAAAGACGCUGCAGAGAAGAAGAAACAGAUGAUCGAGGAAUCGGGCGACGGAGACAAGAAACCCUUCACAUUGGGUGUCACGCCCAAGGGCAAGAUUGGGGAGAGAGCAGAAUUCCUGAACCAGAGAGCCCAGAAAGGCUGUAAGACAUCACAUGCUCCCAUUGUCUCCAAGAUAGGCAACAGACUGGACCUAUACACUGCUGCAGUUCAGACCAACCGGGAUGUGAGGUCUCCUAAGUCUCCGGUCUCAGACCUGCCAGAGACACCAAGCAUCCGCAACAUCAAGAGCAUGUGGGAGAAAGGGAACGUUGGGGUGGCCACUGAAAGCCCCAAGCCUAUGAAUAAGGAUGCUGCUGAUAUUAAAGUGGGUGUGGCUGGACUGACCAAAGGCUGGGGCAAGAGCCCAGCAGACACUGGCAAGGCAGCUGCAGCCGCAGCUGAGAAGGCUGACGACCUGAAACCUGUUGAUGUGGGCAACAAGCGCAGCCUAUGGGAAACAAAAGGCUCCUCCCCUGCUAAGGUGACAGUUGGAGGCAAGAACAAAUCUGUCACAAAUGCAGGUGUGGGCCGCUAAUGAUCCAAAGUAUAAACCCUGAGGAAGAAGCCCAAACUGAUGAAAUACAAGACUCUACUCUGUGUAUUCAUAACCAAAAAUAUCUCCAUAACAGCCCUGCGGGGGUUGGCACCCAAAUUAUCGUUCAGUUCUGAACAGAAACAUUUUUCUUUUUUUUUCCGUUCCACUGUUCUGACCAGCAAGUUCUGAACCUGUUCGAAACCCCCCAAAAUAAAUAUAGCGUUCCUUUCUGUUCCUUUUUAAACCUCUAAAAUCUAUUUUUCUAUUUGACUUCACCAAUCAUUGCGGAUAGAGCAGCAUGCUAUGGAGUGGGCAAGAUAUAGUUGUUAACAUGCAUUGGACAGACAAGUGUAGGUCAAGAGAUGCAACUAAAAUGUUGCGGGUGGGGAGAGAUGGUGGAGGAGGAGGAGGCUUGGCUUGAAGUGCUGGGCAUCUUGUUAUGACAUGCAUUUUCUGAAUUAGACCCACAGAAUUAUAGGUACGGAGGAGCGGCUUCUAUGAAGGAACUUUGAAUGUCUUUGAACUUUCGAGAGUUGGCUUAAUGUUGGACUAGAGCUAUUCAGCUAGAUAACAAGCUUGUGUGUGCUAUAGUAUCCUUAACUAGCAAUGAAAAAGUUAAUCCAUUCUUCUCUACUAAAAAAAUUCUCUCCUUAAUUUCUGAAUCACGCUUGUAACAUCAGUAGGCUACAGUAGCCUAUGCUUCAGAGGGGGUGGGGCAUGUAGCCUACACACACAUAAACACCGGUGAAGAUUUUCAGCUGGCAGGCACACACUGGAAUACGUUUUUGAGUGUGGGCUUUGCAGAGGUGCUUUGUUUUUUUGUUUUUGUGGGACUGGAAAACAAUCCCCAGAAUGUAUAAAAUAACGUUAUUAAACAGUUCCCAUGCUUGAACAAUAAUGCUUCUGUUCCAGAACAGUAUACUGUAGAUCACUUUAAUUCCUGGUUCUGAUUCUGUUCAUCGAAAGAUGUCAUUCUUUUCCGGUCUGAUCCCUGAAAUGGUUCCAACCCCUCCAGCCUUUGCACAAUCCCUUGUACAUCCUCAUAGAAUUUAUGCUGUGAAAAUGACAUUUGGAAAUAAUUUAUGUUAGUGUAAUGACAAAUAUUGUAUCCCCCCACCCUUUUGGGCUCGACUUAAUUUCUUUGAUCAACAAAAGAAAUUCAAAGAAUAGAUAAAAAACCUUUAAAAAAAAACGUUUUCAAAGUUAUCCAAAAUGUAAUGCGUCUUCUGAAGAGAUACACUAAGAAUUGAAUAAGGUAUCUAUCCAAAUAGCCAUACUGAACUGAAUUUUGUUGUACUUUUAUUUUGUUCUAUUUUUCAAGAAAAGCUUCCAUAAGGUUGACAUUAGCUGGCAGUCUGAUCAUAUACAUGUACUACCUAUAUGUCAGGAUAGAUGUUUGUCACAUUCAUCACUUCGAUAUCUUUGCUCACAGUGUAAUGGUGACGUGAUGGUGUCAUUGUAGUGCAUAUUCACAUUAUUCAGGCGAACGGGGUAUUUUAGUUUUUAGUUAUGAAUUAGCAGUAUCCACGAUCACAGCUUUUUUGAGAUGUGUUCACAUUUUGUAUUCCAUUUAUGGAAAUAUCAAAAUGAGUUUUAUGGCAUCACAGCUGUUUUUUCCUCCCAAAUAUACUUUUCGUUGACUGAUACUUUGGUCCCGCUUAGCUGGGUUUGGGCUGAUAAGCCCCUAAAUACUUGACUUAUUUUAUGUUUACGGAUGUCAAUAUUCGGACUGCCACAUGGUCACGAGGAGGCUGUCCUAAUAUGGACACCGUAUACAUGUAUAUUGAAUGGCUCUGCUCUCCAGGUGACAUAAACCAUGAACGACAACUUAUUUCCCAAUAAGCACUGGUUGCUAAACUAACCCCCUCAAAAUCAUUUGAUAAAUAAUGCCCAGGACUGUAGCAAGAUUAUCAGAGGGUUAAUCACUCCUUGGUUGGGCUUAAAGGUCUCAAUGUAUAAUAAGGCUAUUGGUAAAGUAAGGACUAUCCAGGAAAGGUGUGACUGUUUGACUGAAGUUAACAAUCACCCAAAGAGACAGGAGUCAUAUCUCAUUGUUCCAUGAAAGAUAUUCACAAAUAAGCCAAAGAGACUAGUUUUUUUUAGACGAAAGUUUUAAACAAUGAGGAGGCAUAGAUGCCGUAAAGAGGCCAAUGGAACAUAGACCAUUGGGGGAUAGAAGAAGGACACCGGAUUGGCGCACGUUCAACAAAUCUCAAAUCAAAUUGGAUUGGUCAGGUACACGUGUUUAGCAGAUGUUAUUGCAGGUGUAGCAAAAUGCUUGUAAGAGCUAGAAGCGAGGUAGCCCUCUCUGUCGGAUAUAUUGUUGGAUAUAUUUGGCUGUCUAUGCUGCACAACAUUUAGAAGUAGUCCAUUUCCAGGUUUAGAAGAAGUGACUGCUAAAUGCUAACACCCGUUCGUAAAAGCUGGUAGCAUAGCUAGCAUAGAAAAAGCGGUGGUGGCAGUCAGUAGUUUUUAACUGUAAUGCAGUUGAUUGAUGAGGAUGACAUAUGUAUUGGGGUUGACAUCAAUACAAGCAUUAUACUCUGAUUAUUUUUUAUUUUUUACCUCAGCAUAGUUUCAAAGACAAUAGCCUAAAUGUAGGCACAUUUUCCUGGGGACAAUAAAGAGAUUCGGGAUCUUUCCUCCGUGGCUUCUUUCCCCUGUGCGUUUCCAUGGCAUUUCCAUUGUUUUGGUCGACUUCUAUUGACCUCAUUACCGCAUCUUAUCAUUUCAAAACCAAAUAUGUCAAAUGUUCUGGGGAUUCUUAAGUAUGUCCUCUUUUGUUUACACAUUUUCAAGUAAUUCAUUGUAUUUGAUUUUUUUUAAGGAUUCUUUGCAUCAUUUUGAAACACCAUGGGAAAUGUUCCCACAGAGUAACAUUAGCUGAGAUUUGCACCGUAUUGCAAGUGCAAAUAUACAGUUGAUUUUACUGAUGUAUACCAAAAUACAAUACUGUACUAGGCGUCUAAUUAAAAUGCAGUUCUUUACUCAUUGAUGUUUCACUUUAGCAUUCUGAGUAUGACGUGGUAUCAAUCUCUGUGAAUGCUCCUUUUUCUUUUAAACUUGAGGUAAAGGAGAGUAUUGUAAGUAAAGUAAGUCCUAAUGUCUAUUAUAAUGAACUGCAUUGUUCAGAGGUUUUGAUUCAAGAUUUUCCUUGUCCCCGCUACAUCAAUAAAACAAAUGUAAAAAGCUAA